AUACGUAACGCGAUUUUGACAAAUUACUGAUAUGUCAAUUGUAAGACCGAAGUGACUGUGAUUUGUUUUUAUAGGCUUUAUUGUACUUUUACGCGAAAUGCAUCGAAACGAACACUGUUUUUUCUACUGAUUUACGAAAAGUGUGUGCAAAGUAAUGUUUUGCUACUAAUCAUAUCGCAGAAAAAUGUUUCAGUGUCGCGGAAUAUCGACUAAAAUUGAUGACACAAUUUCUCCUGUGUCAUCGAGACGGAAAUAAGAAAGUUAAAAAAAAAGUUAAGACGGCAGAGUUAUCUUGCUUUUCCCCAAGGAAGUAAAUUCGUCAACACGGUCGGCGGGUCGUGCAAUGGAAUAUGAUGUUUUUUAUUCAAUUUUCAUAACGAUUAAUUUAAGUGUAACGAUUAUCAUAAUGUUAGCUGCUUGCUUAUGUUGCAGAAAGAAAAUUCCAAAGAACGAGUUUUGGGGCCAAGAAGGUAUGGUUAAGAUUAAAAAUCAUGAAGACAGUGUAUUAAAUGUUGAUGAGACGUAUCUCCCGGCCAUUGACGGGAAUUCAUCCAGCCAAGGCGGAGAUUCAGAUUCUAAAAGGGCUAGCAAUGCACCACACAGAAGUUUACCAGAUAUCCCAGUUACUGAAUCACUCAACGAUAAUGUGUCAGAGUUAUAUGCAACCGUAGCUGAUAAAAUUCAACAAAAACCGCAAGGACGAAGUCCGACACCUAGCCUUAAGAAGCAAACUAGUGUAUCACAGCAUAGUUCAAUAAGUCAAGCCGACGACAUAAGUUCACCAUACGCUCGUGUAAAAACUCCUCCCCAUGAAUAUGACAAUGUACUUUCAACAGAACAUCCAUAUGCACAGGUUAAUGCUGCUGGACCUAGUACAUCUGCUGCAACACAGCAACAGUCGACGAAUUUCGACAGUUCUCCGAAUAUAUCGACUUCCCGCCGAAGUUCUCGUGAAAGCUUAUUAGGACCCCUUGAGAAUCAGCAGGAAAUACCAGCUGCUUCAGCGAUUGCUGGAAUGAUAUCUGCGAGCCAAGAGCUUCCUUAUAUGACCCCACCUAUUGUACCACAACCACAUUUUAGUGGUGAUUCACAAGACUCAUCCAAGGGAUACACUAGCAUAAGCGUGAGGGAGCCUUUAGCGAAUAUUUUAGCGCAAACGAAACGGUCGGCUCCAACACGUGUAAAUCGUAAAGAUGAUUCGCAUUACGCGACCGUAUCGGAUGAUUCAGAUGAAAUGUAUGCAGCUAUAGAAGAUCCAAAAAUUAAUCAAGUUGACAUAUAUACAAGUGGAUCGGAAACCUACGCACAAAUUCAACCAUCGAAUGCCAUCACAGUAUCUGUAGAAAUAAAUACAACCCAACAGCAGACAUCACGAGUUUCUGUCAAUCCAGAACCAUCUAGAUCGAAUGCAACCACAAAGAAAGCCGGAGAUACCCCCGUCCCACCUCCAGUCGAUACUUUGAAAGCACAAAUGCAUUCCCGCCAAGCAUCAUCAUCAUCUAAUACUAGUUCAGUUGGAAAUAUAGGUUCACCAAAGCCCGAAAAACGUCAAGCCAAUUCGCCAUUACCGCCGACACCGAAAAAUUUACAGCAUGCGAGCAAUUCAAAUCUUACAUCGACGAGCUCUAUACCUUCCGGUCGAAACUCAGUAGCAUCUGUAAUCGAGGCUCAAUUGGCGUCAGGUACACGUAUAACAUCCAAAGAAAAUAUAUCUCAGGAUAUUGAUGAUGAUUCAAGUGGUAAAAAAGAUUCAAGUCCAUUCAAAGAUAUUGAAGGAAUGUACGCUAAGGUAAUAAAGAAGAAUCGUCAUUCAAACUCUCCGUCACAAAAUGCAUCACCAGUACUAAAUCGAAAAUCCCCCAGCGAUGCACCUCCGGACCACAACCAACAAGACUUCAAUCUAACAGACUUAGUUCUGAAUUCGGUACAGGGAUCUCCUGGUAAAAUAAGCGGUAAGUCUUCAACAUACCAAGAUAAUAACUACGAAACCAUAGAUAAACGCCGGCCUAAGAGUACUAGCGGCUACGAAACAAAGGACCAUGGCUAUGAAACGAUUCCCGCGAUGAACUGCGCAAAUGGUGAUGUAAAUGGAGCAAAUGGUAUCACCAAUACGAACAAUGCAGCUGUAAAUAGGAAAUCAGAUGGAUACGCACAGGUAGCCCGGAGAAAGCUAUUGCAGAAUGAAAUUGAUACACCAGGCCCUAUUUUAACCACCUCAUACAUGAAUGCAUCCAGUGAAAUCUUUGGGAAAGUUGACCCAAUUAAAAUCGCUUCGGAACCAGGAUACGAGAGCCUCCCAGGUCAGUCAUCUCACACCAACGAUCCUGGCUAUGAAACUCUUACUAAAGCUGAUGAUGUUGCUGGUAGUAAAAAGUCAAAUUCAGAUUAUGAUCCAAACUAUGAAGUUCUGAGACCACCUCAUUAUGAAAAUUCAGAUGAUGGUUAUGCAAAAGUUUUCGAAAAAUGUGUAAGAAUCGAAGACGAUGCUAGCGAUGGAUACAGUAGAGUGAAAGAAGCUUGUGAUUUAGUGCCGGGUUACAGUAGCAUCAGGGAAAAGAAGUCUGAAAGAGGUAACCACGAUUAUGCUAGUAUAGGAGAGGAUAAAAAAUUAAUCUUGGUUAACAACAAUAAUAAUACAAACGACGAUACCGGUUCAGAAAUUUACGCUAGUAUACACAAUGAACAGCCAUCACAUGGAAGUCCAGACUACCAUAACUACCAAACAAUAAGUGAAACCAAAUCAUCACUAACAGCAACGAAUAAUUCAUCAUGUACUUCAACUUCCAACUUAGCAGAUAAGCUGAAAACACCUUCAACAGGACAAAAUAGUCCUGAAGCUCAAAUGCGUUGCAGUAGUACAUCGAAUACCAUAAGUAGUAGUCAGCAACAUUCUAGCAAUUACGGUUCAUUAACGGGAAGUGAGUCAGACCCAAAUUAUGAGUCCGUGCGAUACGUAGAUUCAGAGAAUCCAUAUGAACGGCUAGUUACAGAUCCAAGUAUAAGUCCAGACGUAACACUUCCAAAUAUUUCCACCGAAACUAGUAACCAAACACCAUCGACAUCAUCCCAACUUCAAGCACCUUUUCCACUAGCAUCACAUCUUCAAAAUGCAACUGCGACAAAUUCAAUAGGGAGCAGCGAAAAUGGGGAAGUUGAUGAUUACUUCCAAGUCUGAUGUGAUUUCUUCCGAUUAGGUUAAUUGGGCUCUUCCAUCUUAAUUGAAUCUUAGUUAAUUUUAAAAUUCAAACCAAUUUGGUAGAUUAAGAUCGGCUUUUUUGAGCGAUUUUAUGUUUCCUAAGUUACAUACAUAUAGAAAAGUUGUACUCUCCACUACAAAGGAUACAUUUGGAGAAAAAAGUAAGAUUCAACUAGGUUGGAAGGGACCAUGAAUUUUUCUAUGAAUAUACAUACUAAAUAAAACUUUAAAAUUCACCAUUGUGAUGAAAAACGGUAAACAUUUUUAUAUGAAAAUCUCACCAAAAUCGAAAGAAGAUAUGGCUGCAUAGAAUGUGACGUAGCGUCUUGUUAGUUUUACAGCUUUUACGUGAACGUAGUAAACUAAUAUUUUUUGAGCGAACGAGUUCAUUUGAAAUGAACCAAUAAAGCUUUUUCUAUUAUAUUAUUUUAAUAGAUUUAAGUGAUUUUUUCUAUACAGUGAAAAUACAUUUAUUUAUUUAUAUACGAUUAAUAGACUGUAAAUAUUUAAAUACCUGAAUGAAUUAUUAACACGAAAAUUAUCCUAAAUAAAUUAAAUUAGAUAAGCAACGUUAAUAUAUGCAAGGAAUUAUUUCUAAAGAUAAUUUAUUUCGAUUUUAAUUUACUUAUAUGAUAUAAAUGCACUUAAAAUGAGUGAAA
Messenger RNA from Hermetia illucens (black soldier fly), 3855 nucleotides. RefSeq names its product dentin sialophosphoprotein. Bases 344 to 3175 code for a protein of 943 amino acids. The record is from RefSeq and is a predicted model, not a curated record. NCBI's taxonomy places the organism in Eukaryota, Metazoa, Arthropoda, Insecta, Diptera, Stratiomyidae. The transcript is spliced from 11 exons.